Telopea speciosissima is the source of this 2385-nucleotide messenger RNA. Its product is annotated as pentatricopeptide repeat-containing protein At1g43980, mitochondrial-like. The record is from RefSeq and is a predicted model, not a curated record. Lineage: Eukaryota; Viridiplantae; Streptophyta; Magnoliopsida; Proteales; Proteaceae. The transcript has 2 exons. Gene Ontology annotation, biological process: RNA modification. Gene Ontology annotation, molecular function: RNA binding; protein binding. The coding region runs from base 90 to 2090 and encodes 666 amino acids.
GUGUUGAGUUAAAAACCUGAUUUUCCAACAAGUGAAGGAAGUGGGGAGCUUCCUUCGCAUAGAGUGUCGUAGAAAUGGUUAGCAGAUAGAUGAUUGGUCAUUUCAGAACUUUGGAGAACAAAAUUCUUUCAUCUUUGAUUUUGUCAAAGAAUUUGUGUUCAAACAUUACUCAGAAAAGCUCCCAGAACUCACAAAACCUUCCAUACAUUUAUUGUAACCUCAUAGACCACUAUCUGUCACUGAAAUCCCUUGUUCUCACCAAAGUCAUUCAUGCCCAGUUGAUUAAAAUUGGCCUCAAUAGACAUACUUUUCUAGGUAAUCGCAUUCUGGAUCUUUACUCCAAGUUGGGCACUCUUAGUGAUGCUCUGCAAGUAUUUGAUGACAUUCCCACCAAGAAUUCCUUCACAUGGAACAUUUUGCUGAUGGUCUUCGUCAAAUUUGAGCAAAUCGAUAAUGCAGAAAGUGCGUUCUAUAAUAUGCCCAAUAGAGAUGUUGUCAGCUGGAAUUCAAUGAUUUCAGGUUAUGCUUCAAAGGGUCUUGUUGAAAGUGCACUGCGAGUUUUCUCAGAAAUUCAAAGAGUUGGUGUGGAACCAACUCCAUUCACAUUCUCAAUUGUGAUGUCUUGUGUGUGGUCUUCUCAGCAAGCUAAGGAAAUCCAUGGGAACAUUAUUCGGAGUGGCUUGUGUUUGUCGAAUAUAGUGCUUGGUAAUUCUUUGAUCAAUAUGUAUGGGAGGCUUAGUCUAGUUGAAUACGCUUUUGGUGUGUUUCUUAUGAUGGAAGAAUUAGAUGUUAUUUCUUGGAAUUCUUUGAUUUUGGGGUGUGAUAAGUCUGGCUAUGGGGACUUGGCAUUGGAUCAGUUCUGUUUGAUGCUUUCAAAUGGGUAUUCACCUGAUCAUUUCACAAUGUCAAUGGUGAUAUCCAUUUGUUCUAACUUGGGUUGUUUGGUGAAGGGUAAGCAAGUUUUUGCACUGGGUAUCAGGAUGGGGUCUCUUUCUAAUUCUAUAGUUUUAAGUGCCAUUAUUGACUUGUUUUCCAAAUGCAACAUGUUGGAUGAUUCAGUUCAGCUCUUUGAAGAGGUGCAUAGAUGGGAUUCAGCAAUUUGCAAUUCGAUGAUUUCGGGUUAUGCGAGACAUGGGCUUGCCGAGGAAGCUCUUCAGCUGUUUGUGCUGACCUUGAGAGAGAACAUCAGGCCAACGGAGUUCACUCUCAGCACCAUUCUAAGCUCUGCUUCAUUCCUUUUCCUAGCAGAACUGGGGACUCAAAUCCAUGCUUUGGUUCUUAAAAUGGGGUUGGAGUCGGACACAAUUGUUGCUUGUUCACUUAUGGACAUGUAUGCCAAAUCGGGAUUAGUUGACUCUGGCAUGAAAAUAUUUUUUAAUAUGGGUAUUAGAGACUUGGUGGCUUGGAAUACCAUGUUAAUGGGUUUUGCUCAAAAUGGAUGUGGAGUUGAAGCUUUAACUCUUUUUGAGGAACUACUAAUGUGUGGCCUACCACCAGACCGUAUAACUCUAGCUGGGAUUCUAUUGGCUUGCAGCAAUGGGGGUUUUUGGGAUGAAGGGAUGAGUAUUUUUUCAUCUAUGGAGGACAAAUAUGGAGUUAUUCCCCAGGUUGAGCAUUAUGCUUGUAUGGUGGAGAUGAUGUGUCGGGCAGGUAAACUCACAGAAGCAAUGGAGAUUAUAGAAACAAUGCCUCAUGAGCCUAGUGCCUCAGUUUGGGGAUUACUUCUACGUGCUUGUGGGAUCCAUGGAGACAUGAAACUCAUGGAAAGAGUUGCAGAAAGGAUGCUGGAGUUAGAACUGCAGUCCUCUCUACCUUACUUGGUUUUGGUUCGGAUUUAUGGAAUGAAGGGCAGAUGGGAGAGUGUAGCUCGAGUGAGGAAAGCCAUGAAAGAUAGAGGAGUUAAGAAGGCGAGGGGAUAUAGUUGGAUUGAAAUUAGAAACCAUGUGUUUGUUUGCAAUGCUAACCAUAUACUGCAUUAUGAAGGUAAAUACAUUCAUGCAAUAUUGGCAUUGUUGUUCCAGGAUAUAAGCAAUGAGGGAUGUGUCCAUCGACAACAUGAUGAAGUGGCUAACGAUGGAGAGGAAGAGUAAAACAGAGAAGUCUACAGGACUUAUAAUUUAUCAGUACCCAUCUUCUAUUUUCUUUCUAACACAGGACAACUGGUGAGCCAGGGAGAAACCAUAUGGGUCAUUGUGUUGUGGUAGAUCCAUGCUUGUCAGGUUUCUUUUGGCUCAAUCCAUUAUGAUACAUGGAAUUUCUUACUAUUUUCAUCAGCUACAUUACGGUGGACUUCAUGAGAUUUACUUUGGCUCACACAAAUCUAAUUUACUUGGUUAGAUAUGAAGUACUUGAUUGGGACAUACAGAAACAUGAAUAUGAUGGUGG